This is a messenger RNA of Scedosporium apiospermum, 393 nucleotides long. RefSeq lists its product as uncharacterized. The record is from RefSeq and is a predicted model, not a curated record. NCBI's taxonomy places the organism in Eukaryota, Fungi, Ascomycota, Sordariomycetes, Microascales, Microascaceae. The transcript has 3 exons. Bases 1 to 393 code for a protein of 130 amino acids.
AUGGGGUGUUUCCGCCAUCAUAUGCGCCACAUGUACCGGGGAAAGCAAGGCCAGCUUGGCUGGUUGCGUACCAUGCUGUACAGCAGCGCCCAGAUGGUCAUACGGGCCGACCCCGUGAUAUCCCACCGCGUUCCGCCACAUCGACUGCAACCUUGGGGCGUGAUGGACGAGGCGGGCAACCCCGUGCCGGGGAAGGGAUACAACAUGGUCCAGGGCAUGGUGGUCCUCGAUGACGAGGACCACAAAAACUGCACCAAGACGCUGCUGGGUUUCAGCCAGUCGAACGGAGAGAAGCUGCCCGCCGUUAGACUCACUCCCAAGAGCGAUGACGGCCCUCUCGAAUACGACUCUGAGUGGCCGACGACCCCUAACAGCUGCCUCCCACGGUGUUGA